CCCGGCGGUGCCCAACGAGGGGGGACGCUAGGACCAUGCGGGUGCUCGGGGCGGCCGCGGUGCUGGGGACCCUCCUGGUCCUGGCUGUGGCUCAGAGGAGAGCCGGUGGCCGGAGCCGGCCCUGGAGCGGGCGCCCGGCGCCGUUCCGGAGCUGGGACUCGCUGCGGUACCGGCCCUGGCAGGAGGGAGCCCCGCGGCAGCCGGGCUGCUGGAGAGGCGGCGACGUCGCCUUCGACAUCAGCAACGAUGCUCCCACCAUGGCGGGCGCUGAGGCCACCUUCUCCAUCGCCCUGCGCCUGCCCAGCACCCAGGAGCUGCGGCCCGACGGCAGCGUGGUCUGGAGCCAGAACUGCACCGUCAACGGCACCCGCGUGGCCCGCGGGGACCCGGUGUUCCCGGACCCCCCCGAUGAAGCCAACGGCGUCUUCCCCGACGGGCGCCCGUUCCCCGCAGGCGGCAAGCGCGGGAGAUUCGUCUACGUGUGGUGGACGUGGGGGCGCUACUGGCAGGUUGUGGAUGGAGCCACGUCCCAGCUGACGGUGGGCACGGCCGGGGUGCCCCUGGGCUCCUACACCAUGGAGGUCGUUGUCUACCACUACCGUGGCCGCCAGAAGUUCAUCCCCAUCGGCCGUGCCAGCUCCCAGUUCAGCAUCACUGACCAGGUCCCAUUCGCGGUGGACGUGGCGCAGGUCCCCGGUGCCGUGGAUGGCGCCGGGCGCUACGUGCGGAACCGCGCCGUGGCCUUCACCGUGCGGCUGCACGACCCCAGCCGCUUCCUGCGCGACGCCGACGUCUCCUACUCCUGGGACUUCGGGGACGGGAGCGGGACCCUCAUCUCCCGCAGCGCCACCGUCACCCACACGUACCUGGAGGCCGGCUCCUUCGCCGCCCGCAUGGUGCUGCAGGCUGCCAUCCCCCUGAGCCCCUGCGGCACCUCCGCGGCGCCCGUCGUGGGCCCCACCACCGGCGCAUCACCGACAGCCCCGCUCCCCACCACGCCGGGAGUGCCCAGCACUGGUAAGGGGGCACCAGCCCCCAUCCCAUCGCCACGGGUACCAGGGGGGUUCUCCCCAUCGUCACUCUCUGCCCAUAGCACCAGCAGCAUCCGGCUCACCCACGGGGGGAUCGGAGCCGUCACCGUGCCCUCGGACACCGCUGUUACCGUGCCUUUGGAUCCAACCAUCACUGGUGUCUUGGACCCUGUUGUCACUGAUGCCGCGGAUGCUGCUGCCACUGAUGCCUUGGACCCCGUCAUCACUGAUGCCUUGGACCCCGCUGUCACCGAUGCCUUGGAUGCUGCUGUCACUGAGCCCGUCCUCGUGGCACUCAGCACCCCAGCAGCUGCUGCCGCGGGUACCGGUCCCGCUGCCACUGUGGUCCCCGUGCUCCCCACCUCGGUGGACGCAGCCAUGGCUGUAUCCGUGGCUGUAGCCACAGUUGGAGCCACGGAUGGAGCCACGGAUGGAGCCACGGAUGGAGCCACGGAUGGGGCCACAGCCAUGUCCAUGGCUGAGGCCACGGAUGCAGCCACGGAUGCAGCCGUGGUUGGAGCCACAGACGCAGCCACGGAUACAGCCACAGAUGCAGCCGUGGUUGGAGCCACAGACGCAGCCACGGAUACAGCCACAGAUGCAGCCGUGGUUGGAGCCACAGCUGGAGCCACGGGUGCAGCCACGGCAGAGCCGCUGGUGCUGGUGAAGCGCCAGGCACCGGCCGCCGAAGCCACCGGCUGCAUCCUGUACCGCUACGGCACCUUCUCCACGCAGCUCGACAUCGUCCAGGGCAUCGAGAGCGUCUCCAUCGUGCAGGUGGUGCCGGUGGCGGCAGAGGGCGGCGAGAGCAGCGUGGAGCUGACGGUGACGUGCGAGGGGAGCCGCCCCGAGCAGGUCUGCACCGUGGUGGCGGACGCCGAGUGCCGGGAGGCGGCGGCGGCUCAGACGUGCUCGGCCGUGGAGCCGGGCCCCGGGUGCCAGCUCCUCCUGCGCCAGGACUUCAACGGCUCCGGGCUCUUCUGCCUCAACGUGUCCCUGGCGGCCGGCGGCAGCCUCGCCGUGGCCAGCACCCGGCUCAGCGUCGGAGGUGGAG
Molecule: messenger RNA, 2085 nt
Organism: Pezoporus flaviventris
Lineage: Eukaryota; Metazoa; Chordata; Aves; Psittaciformes; Psittacidae
Gene: PMEL
Product: premelanosome protein
Biological process (GO): melanosome organization
Cellular component (GO): melanosome
Source: RefSeq, a predicted model, not a curated record